This is a messenger RNA of Indicator indicator, 3678 nucleotides long. RefSeq names its product FERM and PDZ domain containing 2 (gene FRMPD2). Gene Ontology annotation, cellular component: cytoskeleton. Gene Ontology annotation, molecular function: protein binding. The record is from RefSeq and is a predicted model, not a curated record. The transcript is spliced from 25 exons. Lineage: Eukaryota; Metazoa; Chordata; Aves; Piciformes; Indicatoridae. The coding region runs from base 1 to 3678 and encodes 1225 amino acids.
AUGUUAAGUGAAUUACUAAUGAUAGCAAAUGGCAUCAUCCUAAAUGAAGUGGUGAAAGAAGGCACUUUCUUUGAUGAUAGAGCCAGUCAGUAUCAGAAUCAAGGCAUGAGCAGUUCCUGUGUGACACUGGCCGAGGUCCUAUGGGCAAGAGGAAGCCCUUUGGAGGAAGAAGAAAUAUGGGCACUCUUGUACUUGGCCACAGUGCAUCUUUUGGAGGACCUUCACAAAGAGAACAGCAAGAGCAAGCUGUUCCCUAAGGAACAGGGAGCACGGUUACAAGGUUGGCAAAGUAGGGGCUAUGCCAGCCAGGGCCCUGUUCCACAGUACCGAAAUAAGGCAAGCAGGGCAGGUCUGGGGUUGACAGCUGAGAAUUCCAGCCCACCACACAAGUUUGUGGUGAUAAGGCAGAUGUUGGUGUAUUCCUUAGGAAUGACUCUCUAUUGGUCAGCAGACUACCAGGUUCCUCCAAACCAGUCCCUCCAGCUGAGUGACCAACUACACAUGCUCUUGCUGACACUAUGUGAAGAUCUGCCACAUAAAAGACUUUCUCCUGAAUCAAUCCUGGAAGCCUGUGAGGCACACCAGAAGGAAUCUGCUUCCUUACCUGCAAGUAUCUACAUAAAGAAAAUGGUCCAGUUUGCUGUGGGAAAUGUCAGUGAGUUUUCAGGUCCAGAAUUUAUUAUUUUAUCUAGUGAACCACCAGUGACCCUACAGCUACCUGGAUCAAUUGUGACUAAAAAAGGGAAAUCCUAUUUGUCCCAAAGGGAUCUCAAUGUGAUUCUACUCAACGGGCAGUGCCUUGAGGUGCAAUGUGAUAUCAAGUCCAAGGCAAGAGAUGUUUUCAACACCGUGGUGGCAUAUGCAAACUUGGUGGAACAUUUCUACUUUGGCUUGGCUUACCUGAAAGGUAAAGAAUUCUUCUUUUUGGAUGAGGACACCAAACUCUACAAAGUGGCCCCAGAUGGCUGGAAUGACCAACCCAAGAAGAAAAGCUCCAUCAUUAAUUUCACACUCUUUUUAAGAAUAAAAUUCUUUGUCAACCACUUUAAUGUUAUCCAGCAUGGCUUGACAAGGCAUCAGUUUUACCUGCAGCUUCGUAAAGAUAUUUUGGAGGAGCGAUUAUACUGCAAUGAUGAGACUGCCCUGAAACUCGGCGCUUUGGCUUUACAGGCUGAGCUUGGCAAUUACGCUUCUGAGAUGCAUGGAAAGAGCUAUUUUCGGGUUGAAGACUACAUUCCAGCAAGCCGAAUAGAGAAAAUGACCCUGGCAUACGUACAGCGAGAGCUUGCUAAAUUGCAUCGCAUGAAUCGUUCCCUGUUUGAGGAUGAAGCUGAAUUAGAAUUUUUAAAGGUGACUCAGCAACUUCCUGAAUAUGGAGUGUUAUUCUAUCGUGUGUCCCAAGAGAAGAAAGGAGCAGGAGAAGACAUCAUCCUGGGAAUCUGUGCCAAAGGCAUCAUUGUGUAUGAGGUCAAAAAUCACACGAGGAUUGCCAGUUUACGAUUCCAAUGGCGCGAAACAGAGAGAAUUUCAGCUCAUAGAAAAAAAUUCAUUAUUGAAAGCAGCUUCAGUGGCAAGAAACACACCUUCAUUACCGAUACAGCAAAAACAUGUAAAUAUCUACUGAACCUCUGCUCUGCCCAGCACAAAUUCAAUGCCCAGUCAAAUUCUAGGCAACUUCGGCAAACUUCAUCAGAGGAAAGUAAAUUUGUGGAAAUAGACAAAUCAAAUUCUGCAUAUGCAGCUCAGCGUGAACACCUUGCCCUGAUUCAGAGACUGUCUCGUUCAGAGAAUGUGCUCUAUGGAGCAAACCUGGAAAGCCUUUCUGCUGGGUUAAUGAGCAAAUCUUGUGAUAACCUCAGUGUGGAAACCAACAACAGGACUAGAGACAAAAGCAUUCUUGGCAGAUCCACGUCAGGGCUAUCCCAGUCAGAAAUGCACAUCAAUUUGAAAGGAAAGCAAAGGAGUUAUGACUACCUCUCUAUCCAUUCAACUCAGAACACAAUCAGUGCACCUGGAUCACCAGCCAAUCAGAAGGAAGUUUUGCUAAGUGGUCUAGAAAGAGAAAUAAUUUGUGUCAGCCUAAAGCGUGACUCUAAGAAUGGAUUUGGAUUUGUAAUUAUUGGAGGAGAAAAUGUAGGAAAAUUAGACCUCGGUAUCUUUAUCGCUUCAAUUAUCCCUGGGGGACCUGCAGACAGAGCUGGGAAUAUCAAACCAGGAGGACGACUCAUCUCUGUGAAUAAUAUUAGUCUUGAGGGGGUUUCAUUUAAUACUGCAGUUAAAAUCAUCCAGAAUUCUCCUGAUGAAGUGGAACUCAUCAUCUCUCAACCCAAAGACAUGUAUGAAGAAGGAGUAAAUGAAGAAAAGAAUCUAUCAAGAGGAAACAGCACUAGUGGAUCUGAGAUCUCCUGUGCAGACAGUGGGAGAAACCAGAUUCAGGAUUGUCAUACAGCUCUCCCCAAAGAACAGAACAUAGAUGAACUCGAGAAGGCUCUUUCCUGGAGUUUAACACCAAAACUGGGUCCUCAGAUUACAGUUCCUUCAGCUGAUAGACUGGAUGUGGAGGAAGCUGAUUCUUCCAAUUUACGAUCUCCCUCUGAAACCAGCUCAAAGGAAAUCUAUACUGUGGAGCUUGUUAAAGAAGAUGGGACCUUUGGAAUCAGCGUGACUGGGGGAAUUAACACUAGUGUGCGUCACGGUGGGAUAUACGUGAAGUCAAUUAUUCCUAGGGGACCAGCAGAUAAGGAUGGACAAAUAAAGAUAGGUGAUCGUCUGCUGGAAGUAGAUGGCAUCAGCCUCUGUGGUAUCACCCACAAACAGGCUGUGGAACACCUUAAGAAAUCUGGGCAGAUUGCCAAGCUGGUUCUAGAAAGGGGAAGCUACCAAUUGGCAGAGCCACGCCUGACUGCUAACGACAGAAAAGAGGACCAAAGUACAACUGUUUCUGCAGCAACGUCCUUCACAGAUGGUACCAAAGACUACUGCUUUUUGACAGACGAUAAUAUAUUUGAAGUCAAACUGACAAAGAAUUCUGGAGGCCUCGGCUUUAGUGUUCUGCAGAUGGAAGAAGAUGCUUGUGAACACCUUGGAGGACCUAUUAUCAGGAUCAAAAGACUGUUUCCAGGGCAGCCAGCUGAAGAGAAUGGUGAAAUUGAAGUUGGUGACAUUAUUUUAGCUGUGAAUGGGAAACCUACUCAAGGACUUUUUUAUCAGGAUGUCCUGCACUUGUUGAGAGGAGCUCCUCCGGAAGUCACACUACUACUUUGCAGACCACCGAAAGGUGUUCUUCCAGAAAUAGAACAAAGUGCCCUGACUCCAGCACCAUCUCCAAUUAAGGAGUUUGUGGCAGAAAUGCCAGGCAGUACAGAGGCAGGAAAUAGUAUAGAUCAGUCUACCAGUGAUGGAGGUAGCACCUCGCCAGACCUUGAAGACUGUCUGGAUUCUCCAGUGGCAGCAGAUUUCAGUGAGCCUCCUGAAGAGGACAGCUUCACUUAUGAAGAACAGGAAGCUGAGUUUCAAGAGAAAAUCAAACAGAAGCUUAUGACACCCAGGGAAGGUUUCUAUAAGCAUCUUUGGAAGUUUCAUCAAGAAGCUGCCAGUUCUGAAGUCUCCCACUCCCUAGAGGAAGAAAUGAAGCAGAACUGCUACUCACCAUGUGAAUUUGGAUGGGCCAAAAGGUAG